GACGGGUCGAGGCAGCGUGAUGUUGAAACGCUGCCGUGCUCCUUCCAGAAUCUGCUCUCCGGUUACUCCCUGGUCACCGGUGUAAACCACGAAGGAGACGCCGGGGUAUCUGGAGCAAAGAGGUCUGGGAGCAUGCAGAUCUUUCACCGUCGGAGGGAAAGUUUUGGGCGGGACAUGUCCAAAAGCGGCCAGAUGUGGUCAGAAGACAUGAGGCCUCUGGGUAUAAAAGAGCAGCAGGGUUUGAUUUGAAUAGAUGCGUCGUCGCUCUGCUUUCGGUGCCGACUCACUACGCUGCCUGUCAAGUGUUGAGCAGCACAGCAGCCAGACGGACCGGCUGGGGAAGAGAAAGACAGACAGACAGACGAGUAACCACCCUCCACGCCCAGACGUCACCUGCUGCCUCGCUGCACCUCUCAGUUUCAGAUUCUACUGCUGAUUCAGGUUCCCAACAUGGCCGCCACGCCGAUCUCCCCGGAGGAGCUGGAGGAACUUAGAGAAGCUUUCGCCAAGAUUGAUGUGGACAACAACGGAUUUAUCAGCAAACAAGAGCUCAAUGACCUCUUCAAGGCCGCCAACCUGCCGCUGCCGGGCUACAGAAUCCGAGAGAUUGUCCAGGAGUUGACCCAGACCAGCGACAACCUCACCUUCGAUGAGUUUGCUAAUAUCGUCCAUGGGCUGAAGAGCACCGAGGUGGCAAAGACCUUCAGGAAAGCGAUCAAUAAGAAGGAGGGAAUCUGUAACGUGGCAGGAACCUCGGAGCAGUCUGGAACCCAGCACUCCUACUCAGAGGAGGAGAAGGUGGCCUUCGUGAACUGGAUCAAUAAAGCUCUGGAGAAGGACGAAGACUGUAAACAUGUUCUGCCGAUGGAUCCCAACGGCAACGACCUGUUCACCGCCAUGGGAGACGGAAUCAUCCUCUGUAAAAUGAUCAACCUGUCUGUCCCCGACACCAUCGACGAGAGAACCAUCAACAAGAAGAAGCUCACACCGUUCACCAUCCAGGAGAACCUGAACUUGGCUCUGAACUCUGCGUCGGCCAUCGGCUGCCACGUGGUGAACAUUGGAGCAGAGGACCUGAAGGAGGGCAGGCAGCACCUGGUCCUGGGUCUGCUGUGGCAGGUCAUCAAGAUCGGGCUGUUCGCCGACAUCGAGCUCAGCAGGAACGAAGCUCUGAUCGCUCUGCUGCGUGACGGCGAGAGUCUGGAGGAUCUGAUGAAGCUUUCCCCCGAGGAGCUGCUGCUGCGUUGGGCCAACUAUCACCUGGAGGAGGCCGGCUGCGGGAAAAUCAACAACUUCAGCUCCGACAUCAAGGACUCCAAGGCGUACUACAGCAUCCUGAACCAGGUGGCACCCAAAGGAGACGAGGAGGGAAUCCCCCCCAUCGCCAUCGACAUGUCAGGAAUCAGGGAGAAAGAGGACCUGAAGCGAGCCGAGUGCAUGCUGGAUCAGGCCGACCGGCUCGGCUGCAGGCAGUUCGUCAUGCCGGCAGACGUCGUCCGCGGCAACCCCAAGCUCAACCUGGCCUUCGUUGCCAACCUGUUCAACAAGUAUCCGGCUCUGAAGAAGCCGGAGAACCAGGACAUCGACUGGAGCUCCAUCGAAGGUGAAACCAGGGAGGAGAGAACCUUCAGGAACUGGAUGAACUCUCUGGGAGUCAACCCUCGAGUCAACCACCUCUAUGCAGACAUCGAUGAUGCUCUGGUCAUCUUCCAGCUGUACGAGAAGAUCAAGGUUCCGGUGGACUGGGACCGAGUCAACAAACCUCCGUACUCCAAACUGGGCAGCAACAUGAAGAAGCUGGAGAACUGUAACUACGCUGUGGAGCUGGGCAAAGAAAAGGCCAAGUUCUCUCUGGUGGGCAUCGCAGGUCAAGAUCUGAACGCUGGGAAUCGAACGCUCACCCUCGCUCUGCUCUGGCAGCUCAUGAGGAGAUACACCCUGAACAUCCUGGAGGACCUCGGCGACGGUCAGAAAGUCACCGACGACACCAUCGUGUCCUGGGUCAACGACGCGCUGACUCAGGCUGGAAAACCCACCAUCUCCAGCUUCAAGGACGGCUCCAUCAGCAGCAGCAUGCCGGUUCUGGACCUGAUCGACGCCAUCCAGCCCGGAUCCAUCAGAUACGACCUGCUGAAGACAGAAGACCUGACGGACGAGGAGAAGCUCAACAACGCAAAGUACGCCAUCUCCAUGGCCAGGAAGAUCGGCGCCAGAGUUUACGCGCUGCCCGAGGACCUGGUGGAGGUCAAACCCAAGAUGGUGAUGACAGUGUUCGCCUGCCUCAUGGCCCGAGGCAUGAAGAGAGCCUGAAGACCAGAAUGUGAGACGAAGACGAGGAGAUGAACAAUAGAGAGACGGUCUAAAGAUGUGAAAUAUUGCUGAAUUUGUCAGUAUUUCAAGUUUUGGUAGCUCAUUAUGCAGAAAUGUGGGAAGCGAUGAAGUUGUGCUGGCUGACGGGGAUUUAAAGAGGAUUGCUUUUCACCACAUCCCGCUUAUCUCUCAGCAGUUCUACUCUCUUGUAACACUCAAUCUGUUCAUCAGUCUGGUCAAUCUGACGUUCAAGGCGCCCUUCCUCCUCUCUCACUGCCACAAUGACCUCUGAUUUUAUCUUCACCUGUCGUAUCUCCUUUUGAAACUCUUCCCACUCCUUGUCCAUUCGAUCCUUGGGGGUGUCAAUGUUGUGCACUUUGGCAUCCCUAACUGGAUCGUGGAAAAAACCUUCAGGUAACGCUUCGGCUGUGUUGUUUUUCUUUUCAGGGAUCUUCUCCUGCAUCUCUGCUUUGAGGAUAGAUUCUGAUUGGGAGCAAUUUUGGCUGACAUUCAUUUAAAACCACAACUUCCUCGCUUCCCACAUUUCUGUUGUACAAAGUGUACUUUUCAAGCUACCAAAACUUGAAAUGUUGAUGAACUCAGGUGGUUUUUGGCAGGAUUAGGGGAAGAAACCUUCAUAUUAAAAGCAAUUUAAUGCAUCAUGAUAAGAAGAAGGUCUUAAAUUGUGCUUGGUGAAGUCUUAAGCAUCCACCCAGUGGGAUUUCUGCCUUAAAAUUUAUAUUUUUUUCAGGACUAAAAGCUCAUCAGUAACUAAUUUUCAUCUUAAUCAAUAAAUAAGUUUCUGGUUCUAGAUUGUGGAAGUACAUAAAAACUGACAGAAGGCAGAAAAAGGCCUUAAAGAACAUAAAUAAAUGAAUUUUAAAAAAGGAAACAGUAUUAUAUGACUGUGUUGACCUUUUUUUCUGAUCUUCUGUCAGUUUCAGGCUUUUUAUCGCCUUUAAAAAUUAAGAAUUUUAUUGUUUUUUAGCCAUUAGUCAUCAAGUGCAUCUUUAAAAAGAACUAAUAAUGAAGUAUUUCUCCUCUCUUUGCUGCACUGUCAUUGUUUUUUUGUUUUCUAAAGUCCUCGGGUUAUUAUUUUCUUCUGUAAAUGUACAAGGUGUUUUCUGCAGCAGAUUCAUCACAUUUUUACUUUUUAUUUCUUGUGCCAGAUCAGGACAUUUAUGCCAAAUGUACACAACAAAUAAACUGAUUUUUGUACUAAAA
Acanthochromis polyacanthus (spiny chromis) is the source of this 3534-nucleotide messenger RNA. It is a transcript of the gene lcp1, whose product is annotated as lymphocyte cytosolic protein 1 (L-plastin). Gene Ontology annotation, cellular component: actin filament bundle; actin filament; cytoplasm. The record is from RefSeq and is a predicted model, not a curated record. The transcript is spliced from 18 exons. Gene Ontology annotation, molecular function: actin filament binding; calcium ion binding. Bases 451 to 2310 code for a protein of 619 amino acids. Lineage: Eukaryota; Metazoa; Chordata; Actinopteri; Pomacentridae. Gene Ontology annotation, biological process: actin filament network formation; actin filament bundle assembly.